CCAGGCGGCUCGAGAGGAUGCAUGGCUCCGUGGGUGGAUCGAGAAGGGAUCUGGGUCAGAGAGGAGACUCCCGGGCCUGGAACGCUGCGAGCAUCUAAGUAUGGUCGCGGGUACCCACCCCCAGCUUUGUGGAAGGACCUGUUAUGUGUGCCUCUGUCCUGCUGGGGAGUGGAUGGUACCCAGGACCCAGCCAGAGACCAGCUGAAGACAUUCUCCUUGGAAGCGCUCACCCCAGGAGGUCCCGUCUCGGGUACUGGGCCUACCAUGGCAUUCCGUAGGACUGAGGGUAUGUCCAUGAUCCAGGCUCUGGCCAUGACAGUGGCUGAGAUUCCAGUGUUCCUGUACACAACUUUUGGUCAGUCUGCGUUCUCCCAGCUGCGGUUGACACCAGGCCUGAGGAAGGUUCUUUUUGCCACAGCCCUUGGUACUGUGGCCUUGGCCCUGGCUGCCCACCAGCUGAAAAGGCGCCGGCGGAAGAAGAAGCAGGUGGGCCCUGAGAUGGGAGGUGAGCAGCUGGGAACGGUGCCCAUGCCCAUCCUCAUGGCCCGCAAGGUCCCUUCGGUGAAGAAAGGCUGCUCCAGCCGGAGGGUUCAGAGCCCCAGCAGUAAGAGCAAUGAUACUCUGAGUGGCAUCUCUUCCAUCGAGCCCAGCAAGCACUCAGGCUCCUCCCACAGCCUGGCCUCGAUGGUUGUGGUCAAUUCAUCCAGCCCCACAGCUGCGUGCUCAGGUUCAUGGGAAACCAGAGGGAUGGAGGAGUCUGUGCCCAUCACCGAUGGCAGUGCCGAGAGCCUCUAUGUACAAGGCAUGGAGCUGUUUGAGGAAGCCCUGCAGAAAUGGGAGCAGGCACUGAGUGUAGGCCAGAGAGGGGAUGGAGGCAGCACCCCCACACCAGGCGACAGCCUCCAGAACCCAGACACCGCAUCAGAAGCACUGUCAGAGCCAGAGUCCCAACGAAGGGAGUUUGCUGAGAAGCUGGAGUCCCUGCUGCACCGGGCCUACCACCUGCAGGAAGAGUUCGGCUCCACCUUCCCCUCUGACAGCAUGCUGCUGGACCUUGAGAGGACCCUAAUGCUGCCCCUGACUGAGGGCUCACUGCGACUGCGAGCUGACGAUGAGGACAGCCUGACCUCCGAAGACUCCUUUUUCUCAGCCACUGAGAUCUUUGAGUCCCUGCAGAUCGGCGAGUACCCGCUUCCUCUCUCCAGGCCUGCUGCUGCCUAUGAGGAGGCUCUGCAGCUGGUGAAGGAAGGGAAAGUCCCUUGCCGAACACUCAGGACAGAGCUGCUGGGCUGCUACAGUGACCAAGACUUCCUAGCCAAGCUGCAUUGUGUGCGGCAGGCCUUUGAGGGGCUUCUAGAAGAAAGAAGCAACCAGGUCUUCUUCGGGGAGGUCGGCCGGCAGAUGGUGACGGGCCUAAUGACCAAGGCUGAGAAGAGUCCCAAAGGCUUCCUGGAGAGCUAUGAGGAGAUGCUGAGCUACGCCCUGCGGCCUGAGACCUGGGCUACCACGCGGCUGGAGCUGGAGGGCAGAGGGGUGGCAUGCAUGAGCUUCUUCGACAUCGUGUUGGACUUCAUCCUCAUGGAUGCCUUUGAGGACCUAGAGAACCCUCCAUCUUCGGUGCUUGCUGUCCUGCGGAACCGCUGGCUGUCUGACAGCUUCAAGGAAACAGCCCUAGCCACUGCGUGCUGGUCUGUCCUGAAAGCUAAGAGGAGGCUCCUGAUGGUGCCUGAUGGCUUCAUCUCCCAUUUCUACUCCGUAUCGGAGCAUGUUAGCCCUGUGCUGGCUUUUGGUUUCCUCGGACCCAAGCCCCAGCUCUCGGAAGUCUGUGCUUUCUUCAAGCACCAGAUUGUGCAAUACCUGAGGGACAUGUUCGACCUGGACAACGUGCGCUACACAUCUGUGCCAGCCCUAGCAGAAGACAUCCUACAGUUGUCCCGGCGCCGCAGCGAGAUCCUAUUGGGCUACCUGGGGGUACCCGUGGCUAGUAGCAUCGGGCUGAAUGGGCCACUGCCUCAAGAAAAUGGGCCCCUGGAAGAUCUGCAGUAACGGGACGGGCUGGAAAGGAGAGGUGGCUGUUUGGGCCUCAGACACAGGGUGAUAGGAGAGAGAAAGCUGCCACUCCCUUCCUUUGGGUUGGUAUCCAAGGGCCAUGGUGGCCAAGGGCCAUUGCCCCUGAGCUUGCUCCACUUCCUCAUCUGGGAAUUCCCAACACCCAGAGGACAAAUUUCCAUGGAGAGGAAGCACUAGGGGCACUGAUAGCAGCUGCCCUUGCCCUUGGGUUCCUUGAGCAGCAGAGGCAGGCUAGAGUCAGCAGGGACUGACCUGGGGCAGACAGCGAGAGAGAAAGGUGUGGGAGCGAAUGGCUUUUUGGUAUGGACCACAAAACCCUAAUCCCCCUGCUGCUGACGAGAAAGGUGUGGGAGCGAAUGGCUUUUUGGUAUGGACCACAAAACCCUAAUCCCCCUGCUGCUGACGGAGGGCAAGGAGGUGAUAGUUGGGGGAUAGAACAUGCAGGGCUAGGUGGUGACAGCCACAGGGUCCUGCAAUAGCAGCCACCUAUAGCUACACCUAUAGCACCUAGGCUUCUGGCCAGUAUGGAAAGCCACGUCUGGGCCAUCCAGAGGUGUACUUGCCCUAUGUGUGCUCACAUCUGAGCAGGUACUCACUCUUCACAAACCCAGGGCACUGUCCUCCACAUUCCCACGCCCUGCCAAAGACUCCGUUUUUAUCCCACCUCUGCCACCAAAGAUGGAGGAAGCAGGACUGGCCGCUUCCUGCUCUCUGGUGAGCCCGGAGCUCCUGGGCAGUGCUGGGCCCCCAGGCAGAGCUCACAGAGGCCCAUCUCCUGUAUAGCCAUCUACUGCACCAAAAGUGAGGAGCGUGGAAACAUGGCAGGGUGGGCAUCGGCUGCACGGCGGGCAGCUCCCCCGGCCCCUUCUGACAGGAAGCUGGACUCAGCCCUUUGCCUUCAACUCCAUGCACAUGUGCUUUGGGGCUGCCAGCACCCACAUCUUGCAGACAGGUGGCGUCUGUCACAGUAGCUGCAGUAGCCCUGGCAGCCCUCCCUUUGCCUGAGCGGGGAAGUUUUUAUUUAUUGCCUUAAUACUUCAUUUGGCUAUUCCAUCCCUUCCAGGUUGUGAGACACGCAGGAGAAAAGACUCCUGGUCUGGACUUGAGCACUGGCUCCUGGAACCAAGUUCCUCUCCCUGGAAGGAAAAAGGGUUCCCCAGGGUCAGCAGGAUGCAGUGAAGAGAGGGCAGCCAUAGCUCUGGGUCCUCUCUGCUCAGAAGGGAGCCCCUCACGCACUAUCUUGACAUUCCAUUCAUUUGCACUUACCCCGAGCUGUGAAUGUGACCCUGAGCCAAGGCCCGCUCUGAUCUGCCCCUGACCCAUACAGCUGUGGUAUUUUCAUUUUGUCCUGUUCAUGUGUCUAUGCCCCACCCUCUAGCACUCAACCAACAGUGGUAGAGUGUGUGUAAGGCCUGUGAGUCAGAUAAAGGAUCGAAGUGACUCUUCUCUGUGUCUUGCUGGGGAGAGGUGGGGCAGUGCUGAGCCAAGGGCUGGACAGCUGCCCUGUGCAGUGGGUAGAGGCUCCAGGAGGGACAGGUCACGAGCAGCCUGAUCUGGCCAGGUGAAAGCUUGACAGGGUGUGUGUCCCUGGGAUGACAAGAUGCAGAUGUGUAGUGGGUGGCCUGCACCUCUGGUCCUCAGCUCCACAUCUGUAAGUCCUGGGCAUUGUACCCAGCCAGGUGAUCACAGGCCAUCAGAUCUUACUGUGUCUUCAUGGUCAUCUGGCUUAGGGUUACUGCGGCUGUGAAGAAAGACCAUGACCACCGGCAGCAUGCAGGAAAGCGUUUAUUUCACUCCCAGUUCCACAUCACAGGUCAUCAUCAACAGCAGUAAGGGCAGGAGCCUGGAAGUCGGAGCUGAGGAAGAAGCCACGGGCAGAGGCUGCAUCGUGGCUUGUUCUCUGUGGCCAUGAGGACCAACCAGUUUAGCUGAAUUAUAAUCUGGGCUCAGUGAGAGCUCCUGCCUUA
Messenger RNA from Mus pahari (shrew mouse), 4037 nucleotides. RefSeq names its product mitoguardin 2 (gene Miga2). The transcript is spliced from 16 exons. The record is from RefSeq and is a predicted model, not a curated record. Bases 22 to 2046 code for a protein of 674 amino acids. Gene Ontology annotation, biological process: mitochondrial fusion. Lineage: Eukaryota; Metazoa; Chordata; Mammalia; Rodentia; Muridae.